AUGGGGUUCUUGGUGUUGCUCGCUGCUUGCACAGUGACACUGUUGCUGGCGUUCACCAUUGCCACCCUGCACAGAUCUGUGCAGAGCAAGCGUACUUCCACGACAGCUCUCAACAAACCGGCUCCUCCUCCUGGCCCCGCCGGCCACCCUCUCCUCGGCAGCCUCCUCUACGUCAUCGGGCCCCUCCGACACAACCCGCACCGGAGCCUCGUCGCCCUCGCCGAAGCCCACGGCCCCAUCGUGUACCUCCGGCUCGGCCUGACUCGCGCCAUGGCCGUGGUCUCCUCCGCCGCCGUCGCCCACGAGGCCCUCAGCUAG
Molecule: messenger RNA, 318 nt
Organism: Miscanthus lutarioriparius
Lineage: Eukaryota; Viridiplantae; Streptophyta; Magnoliopsida; Poales; Poaceae
Source: the annotation of a GenBank genome assembly